AUGCGAGGGAGCGCGGAAGGGGCGAGGAGGCUAGAGAGGGAGGGAGGGGGCGGCAAGGGGGGAACAAGGGAUGAUGACAGGGGAGCGGGGAGGGGGAGAGGAGGGGUGGGGGUGGAGGGGGAAGGGGCAAGGGCGCGAGGACCAAGGCAAGGAGGGGAAAAUGGGAGGGGAAGAGCGGUAGCAGGAGGAAGGGGAGGGAGAGAGCGCGAGGGCAGAGGAGGGGAGAGGGGAGGCGGAGGGAGGGGGUACGGGGUUACUAACCGUGCGCUAUUGUGUACAUGGAACAACAACAUACCUUGCGAGGGGGGAGCGCGGGAUGAGGAGAGGGGACUGGGGGAUGACGGGACGAGGGUGGGGGAAGGGGGAUGGCGAACGAGGGAGGGGGGAUGGGAGCAGCGGCUAGAGUGGAGGGUGAUGGCAGGAGAUGGGCGAGGGGGAGGCGAGGGUGCGGAGAGCAGGGGCUCGAGGGAGAAGACGGCAGGGGAGUGGGGUGAGGGGUCAGGGGGAGGGGCGGGGGAGAGUGCGACGGGUGGAGGGAUGGCGAGAGCUGGAGGAGGAAAGGGCAACGACAAAGGGAGCGGGAGGGGGAGUGGGGAACGAGGGGGUAUGGGGUUACGAACUAUACCUUGCUGUGUACAUGGAACAACGACAUACCCUGCUUCGUAUCACUAUAAUUCUCAAACCACGAAGUGUUUUGAGGCCUUCUCAAAAUAA
Messenger RNA from Amborella trichopoda, 714 nucleotides. The record is from RefSeq and is a predicted model, not a curated record. Lineage: Eukaryota; Viridiplantae; Streptophyta; Magnoliopsida; Amborellales; Amborellaceae.